Molecule: messenger RNA, 7816 nt
Organism: Lates calcarifer (barramundi perch)
Lineage: Eukaryota; Metazoa; Chordata; Actinopteri; Centropomidae
Product: thyroid adenoma-associated protein homolog
Exons: 31
Coding region: 147-5789 (1880 amino acids)
Biological process (GO): tRNA methylation
Cellular component (GO): cytosol
Source: RefSeq, a predicted model, not a curated record
CGGACUCCAGCCGCUAGGUGGCAACAUGUCUCUGUAACUCUACAUCUGACCGCUGAAUUAGAGUCAUAUCACGUGACCAGCCGUACCAGCGUGUUGUCAAUGUGUCUGACAGCAGCAGAAGUCUGUUCAGGGGGAUCUGUGAAACAAUGUUGUCGUUUGAAGAGCUGAUGACAAGUCUUCAAGACUGUGUGAUCACCGAGCAUCAAGCAGCUGAAAAUGUCAUUCAGACACUCAGGCUCUUCUGUGAGAAACUGUCUGAAUCCUCCAGAACCGGUGUGAAAAGAUGUAAGGAGCGCUGUUUAGAGGAGGCUGCCCAGCUGCUGAGACAGAUUCCAGAGGCACAGCUUGGUGGUUUAGAGGAGAGUCAUCUCCUGCUUCUUGUUAGACUCCUCAUGUCCGUGCAGCUGCAGGUGGUCAACAUCUCCACAGCCUGCCGUAAAGUGGACCAGAUGUUGCAACAUUUGGCAAAGGUGGACCACCUGUUGGUUUAUAGAGAAACCCAUGAAUGUUUGCACUCCAUGGUCCACGCUGAGCAGAUCUUGUCUUUUGAGGAUCUGCAGAGAGCCUGCAUGUUCCUGGAAGACAGCACUGCUGGUCGUGAGGUGUUGCGAGGGUCAUACCUGUCCUUGCUGAAGAAAGUGUCCGAGUUGUUCCCUGUUGUGUUGCAACAAGAAUCCCUGAGAGAUGGGCCGAUGUGUUAUGCUGCUGUCAAGGUGUGCUUGCAAACAUUUCAGCUGUUGUCCGGUGAAGUGGCUCCUCUGGUGUGGGACAAGGAGCGUGGGGAUCCAACAGUGCAGAAGAUCCUGCAGGCUCUCAUGGACAUAACACUCGGACAGUGCUGCAACAGGGACACUCGUCUUUUGGCAGGCACUGCUGUGGCCAUGCUGAUCAACACAGCAUCAGAGAGCAGAGCUGGAGGAGCUGCUGCCUGGAGUCUGCUACAUGUCUCUGACUCAGAGCCCUGGCCGCUGACUGUCGGUGCUCUCCAGGUACAGUGCGCCCCUGCAGGAAAGGACGGAGUGGGGAGGCUGGCUGUGAGCAGGGGCCUCCUGACCUGCUGUCGACCUCACAUCUUGCUCAGUUCGCAUGCGGACACCACAGAAACGUGUUUGCUGCUGAAAGGUUUGUUUCCUCUGGUCUUUGCUUUGUGCGAGGCGAAGCUGGAUUGCCACUACUUUGCCUUCGAAGUGUUAACGCUGUGGCUGAAGAAAGUUAAAGAAUGUCUGGCUGAUAUCUGGAAGAUGACGGGCGUCCGGCUUCUACCUGACGACAGCAGCCUGCAGCAACAGCUCAUUCACAUUAUCUGGACCAAUGCAGAAAGCCCAGUGGAAGGUGUGUCAGAGUUUGCACGCAGUGCCUUUUGUCUGCUGCUGGACCUCUAUGAGAUGGACUGUGAGCAGUUUUGUGACACAAAGAAGACUCUUUACUUCACUCUACUUCAGCGAAUAAUCAAACUGCCUUGGGAAUCCAAAGCCAAAUAUCAUCGCCUUUGUGCCCUACUGCCGUACCUGGGUACUGGCACGGUGCUGGAUCAGUACGCUGAAAUACCCAGUCAUCUCCUGAAGUGCUUGUCAACCAAUCACCUCUCACCAUGUGGAUCAGAGCUGUACAAGUGUCUGAUCCAGCAGCAGAGGAGAGAGCUAAGCACCGGCUUGCAAAAGUCUGAUUCACACUCGGAGCUGGAUCUGGCCGAUCAGUGGGCAAAACGCUGGCGGCCAGUCCUUCACAAGGCGCUGACGUCUGACGUGACUCUUCUGCAGAACAACAGCGCGACGCACUUAUUACCCUGCACCUUUCAAGUCUUCCCCUCCUCUGUGGAUCACCUGUUGGCCUCUCUGGACCCGUACGCCCCAGGCCACCUCCACGCCUGGGCCUGCAUCGCAAGCUCUUAUCGAGCCACGACCGGAGGCUCCCCCUGGGCUCUGCGAGGCGGCUCCACCCUUGAAACCCUCCAGCUGGCUCUGGGGUCUGCGGAUGACAAAGUCCGCCUCGCCGCUCUCAACCUCCUCUGCUGCAGCCCCAAAACCAAAGACACUCCAACCACAGAGGAGAUGUCAAUAAUGAAGCUGUUUAUUCCUCAGAACCUGAACUGUGAGUCGUCACCUUUUCGCCAGCAUUUUCAGGCUGGAGUGAAGAGGUUUCUUGUUCGUAUCAGAGACGGCUGCUUGGCACAGGUCAGAGGACAGAAGGGCAAAAAGAAAGGAGAUAUGACCGACUCAGAGAGGGCACAGGAGUUACUGGAGCAGGGAAUAGGGUUUGUGGAAUGGUUGGGUCAGCUUCCAUACAGCUAUCUGGCGCCGGGACAUAAUUAUCAGAGGAAGAAGACUGCGCUGCUGUUGCUGUCUGCAGUGCUGGAGACCUGCACAGACACCUGGAACCCAGACAAAAAGAAGGGACAACCUCCAGCAAAUAUGGGGUCUCUUAUUAAGUGUGCCACACAAAGAGGACAGUGGGAUUUCUUCUGCAGGAGUAAACAGCUGGUCCUCAUCAGCUGUUUAGAAGAUUCUACAAAUGAGAUUCGUGAGCUCGCAGCUGGGUUAUUGUUGAGAUUUUUCCCACCCAGUUUUCCUGGUGAUAUCGCUGCAGUGCUGCUCACGCGAACCAAACAGCUUCUGCGCAGCCCUCGGGUGCAGGAGGCUCAGAUGGGAGCGCUGAUGAUGAAGGUCCUCCUUCAGAAAUCACAAGACCAGCCUGAGGACUGCAGACUGAACAGUGACAUCACUGUCAGCGGUGGAAGUGACCCCAAGGCUUCCUGCAUGGUCAGAUUCCUGGUGAAGGAGCUGGAGGAGCAUUAUCUGACAGCUAAGACUGACAUGAUGCUUGCUGCCAGAGCCAAGCCCAUACAUGGUGUUGUAAGUGCCCUUCAGAAGUGCAUGCUUGAGGCAGGCAGCAGCGUCUAUGACACACUUGACCACAGUCUGACCGUGGAGGUGCUGGGCUUGCUGGAAAGCAUCUCUGUGCUGCUGCUGGGAGUCCUGUAUGGAGGCCAGGAUGCUUGUGCCACUGAGGAGGAUGCCCCGCCUUCUUUUUGCGACAUGGGAAACGCCAUCAGCUCACUGAUAGCCCAAACAUCUGGAGGAGGCCAAGCGGACGGAGAGGAGUGUGUUCUGCUGUCUGAAGAGCACAGCCUCGUUCUCACCUGCUGCUGGGUCUCCCUCAAGGAAAUAGGAAUCUUUUUAGGUUCUCUGGUGGAGAGAAUUCUCUCGGAAUCCAAACCCAGCAAGUGCCUUCUAGGAAAAGAGGAUCUAAAAAGAGCAUCAAAAGUAUUCAAGAAUAUUCUUCUCAAAUGUCGUCACUGGGGGGCAGUAGAGGGAUGCUGCGUAGGCUUCACCAAGUUCUGUGCCUCUCUGUUGAGCAGCAAUGAUCCAGAGCUUAGGGAUAUCCCAGCCCAUAUGCUGAAACAAGGAUUACAGGUUGUGCAGUGCCCGCGUUCUACGUCUGUGACCAGGCGGGCUGCAGGGUUGCCCAUGCUCAUUCUGUGCGUUGUGUCGGCAGAGGAGGCCAGUAAAGCAAGGCCGCUGUUAGCUCACAGUAUGCAGACCUUACUGGAGACGGCCAAGACGCCUCUGCCCGAGAACUGGGACCAAACGCUGGACCUGCCACAGGUGUGUGCGGUUCACACUCUGCAGGCCCUGGUGCGUGGCUCAGGUCUAGGAGUAGCUGUCCUUCAGUUUGCUCCUGCUGUAGCCAUCUUGUCACUCACUCUGCUCAGCUCUCCCUGCUGGGCUAUGAGGAAUGCUGCACUGCAACUUUACAGUUCUCUGUGCUCACGAAUGCUCGGCCAGCGGCCCAGCAGCGAGGACGGCUGCCCUACCCAGCACGGCAUGUCCCCCGCUGCUUUCUUCUUCCACUACCCAGCGCUCCAGCCCUUCCUCCUAGGCGAGCUGAGAGGGGCAGCACAAGACCUCCAGGGUGGACCUGACGAGGCCAAGCUACACCUCCAACCCUCGCUCUACCCUGUCCUCACUCUGUUAGCCCAACUCCAGCCUGGUGUCCAAGACUCAACAGAAACUUUGUCAGACUUCCUGCCCCCUUUACUUCAGCUGUCUGCCAGUCCUAUCUACAGUGUGAGAGUGAUGGCCUCUAAGGCUUUGGUUGCCAUGACUCCCCCCUCAGAGUACAUGAGCAUCCUCGUCAAGCUGACGGCUCAACUGCCCAGUCCACAGAAUCGCUGCUGUCACAACCGUCUCCACGGACAGCUGCUGCAGAUCAAAGCUAUCCUGGAGAGAGCUCUUUGCACUGACAGUGCCCCUUCAGCUGCCCUGUCUGAGGUUCUGAGCAGAGUGGAUGCGUCGCUGUGGCUGGUGACUGACGCUCAACGCUGCCCUCUGGUGAGAGCGGUCUACCUCGGAGUGGCAGACACACUAAGAAGAUUCUGCUGUGAGACCUACCUGUCAAAGCUCAGUGACUCACUCAUGCAUGACCUCCAGACACCCCAAACAGGACUUCAGGUUGGUUUGUCAUCCUUCCAUCAACAAGCCAUCCACUUUCUAUGUGCAGAUCUAAACUGGGCACGCCAAAUCUGGAACAGCUUCUCCGCUGUAAGCCCAGAUCUGAGGCUCUCAUUGGUUGCGUGGGUGGUAGAUGGGCGGAGUUUGCAGCAAACCAUCUUGAAAGAGGUGAUCCAGAGGGUGUUGCAGUCAAACCUGAAGGAGGCAUUGUUGAGCCACAGUGUGGAGUACCGCAGGACCUACCUCGCAGCCCUGGUGGCAGUAAUGGCCGGAGGCGACUCUUCUUUACCCCAGCAUCUUCCUCAGUGGGCCCCACUGGAGGAGCCGGUUCUGCCUGAGUGUCUGGAUUUGUUGCUUGGGGACCUUGAGGACCAGCGAGGCGGGCCAGAGUUUCUGUCCCAGGCUCUGUGUGCUGCUAGUCUGCUGCUUUCCCAGUGGUCAGACUCCAGCACAAAGAUGUCUGUGCUCCUGCGCUGGUGUAGCAUCUUGGAACGCCACCGGUCACCAGACGCUCCUGAGGUGCUCAGAAUGGCGUGUGCUGAAGCUCUGUGCGUGGCUGGAGUCCCACUAAUGAGCCACAGCCUGAACAAACACAGCACUCUGCCUGAGGUCAUGAUCAGGUUGAUUGACACGGGCCUUUACCUGCUGCAAGACCAAAACCAGCAGGUGAGGAUGAAAGCGGCUUGUUUUACCUCCAUGUUGCACCAUGCGAGAGGAGGAGACAGUCGGAGGAGGGUCUACCUCAUGCAGGUCAACCGGGCUCUGCCCCAACUGCUGGGCCUGCUGCUGGAGGAAUGCUUCGAUGGCCCCGGCACAUUGGAGGUGCUGCUGAGUCACCUGCCUCAGUCUGACCUCAGAUCUGUGCUGAGAGAGGCCUCGGAGAUGGGGUGUUCCAGCCUGUACGAGCAGGAUGAGGCCAAUGUGUUCGCAGAGCCCUCUGUCAUGUCGGCACAUGUGCUGCCUCGCCUGCUGCAGAUGGCUGAAAAACACUCUGAAUCCUCUGCUUUGGCACAGAGCCUGAGAGCAUGGGCAGAGCAGAGUGCUGCACAGGUGGCAGACAGCCUUGCAGUGUGCAAAGACCUCCAGCCAGGGGAGACGUUGACCCCGGCCUGGCUGGCUCUCCUCAUGGACCCCCAUUUCCACAGCACCCUGUGCAGCCUGUUCACCAGGGCUGCCUUCCUCCUCCAACUGUUGAAAACGUCCGACGACGCACGACACCUCUGCGAUCCUUCAUCCCUGCGCACGACUCUACAAGAAGUCUGCAGUCUGCUCAGUGAGAACGGUGUCCACUUUGCCCCUGCCUUAAUAGCUGCCGUGGCUGGAGAGCUGCCGCUGUGAUGGAACGGAGGAGCUUAUUUCGUACACUCAGCGAGCAGCAUCUUGGCAGAUGUGGCCCGGGGAUAAAAUUACCUGAUGACAUCUACAUGUGCGACUCAAGCCCUGAAUGAAUAUUGCAACUGCUGAUGCUGCAGUACUCGAGUACUUGGCAGGCUGAGUUAUGUAAGUGGGUGAGGCUUGUAUCUAUCAUCAUAUUACCUACAUAGAGAGCAGACCCUCUGGGCAUGUGCAAAUGAGGAGGACGGUGUAGCAAAACAGUUAGAAACUCCAGAGGCCUGUCUUUGCUACAGUGCUUGUACAUUUUCUUGAGUUUUAUUCUUUUUUUUUUUUUUUUAGAAUAAAGGUUUUUAUUCAGAAAUACAGCCACCAGCAUAUCCCCAGGUCUGUCUUUGUGAUCACCAUCACCUCAAGCAAUGCGCUCAUUCUUACUCCCAGAGCAGUGCUCCCAUUCUCUAUUGCUGUAAGUUGUUUGCCAUGUCUCAGCCUUAGACUGAUGCAGUGAUGUAAUGCAACAGCAUCUGGAGAAAUUGGCUGCUUGGUGCCCAGCGGGGGAAUAUAGUGUACGGUUUAAUGCUCCAUUAGAGGCCUUCUGCCUGGAUAAGUGUCCAUUUUCCAACCACAUGAGGGCUGAAAAUGAUUGACUGGAUCUGAUAGAGAGCUGGCGGUUGCCCCGCAACGGACCACACACUAAAGCAGUCUUGCAUCACCAGACAGCCCUGCUGCUUCUGUUUGAGAUGGGCGGCUCUCAGCAAUAGACAAACAAUGACAUGAAAAAGAUAGCGCAUGCUAUGGUUGGCCAUAUUAGACAAUGACUUGAAUUAGAAAUAUAGAUGAAAGUUUUUAUUGUUGUAUCCUCACAACUUUUAUUUCCUAAGGAUAUUGUAUUGUCAGAGGUAAUUCAAUUCUCUGAACAGACAGUUUCCUAACAACCAGUUCAUCAACAUCUGACUGUAAACCAGCAGAGUUACAGUUAUCUUUUCUUUUUUUUUUCACCUAACUCUAUAUGCAAAUACGUUACCUCUAUUUAGGUUAAGUUUGCCAUUGUGUAUGCGUGAUGCAUUGUGCUCGUGAGCAUCCUGAUUAUGCAACUGCUAUGACAUCAAGCUUACUGAUGAUUCAUACAUAAAGCUUGUGCAAUGCAUUUCCUUACGACCCACGCCGGAAUUAACACCUGCUGUGCACAGCUCUAUGAGAUUAACAUGUGCCUCAAGGAACGCUACAGGUGGUCCUUGUUGACAACACAUCGUUUUAUCGAGAAUCCUCCCAAAGUUUUUAAUUAUGACACAGCUACAGUAUGUAUUAAGUGAUGAAAAAUGACUGCUAUUAUCAGACAAAAUCACAAAUGUGUCUUAGUUUCAUGGAUUCAUUAGCAAUUUAAGACAACGCUUCAUAGCACAGACUCUUUAAAAGUUCAAAUGAGGGCUUGAACUUUGCUCUACUUCAAGACAAAGACAAGAAAAACAUGUGGCUCAAGGUCUCGACAGCUUGUCAACAUGCCAGAAAACAAAGGCUUAAUUUUAAUGAAAAGACAUAUUACCUUUUAUUCAGACUAUUUGAACAAUGUGUGCAAUAUUAUGUCUCCUGCCUUGACCUGCCUCGAAAGUCUGAGAAGCGAGUUUAGGAGGUGAGCAGGGUUGGAAAUUUCCUGAGGUCGAAUUGUGUAUAAAACUGUGAAAUGACCACCUGGCUUAAUAAAAGCCUUUGCUGUCGUUACUGAGAGUGCUGGACUCUCAGUACGCCUGCAUCCUGCUAAUUAAAUGAUUAACUAUGGCAACAGGGAACAAGGCCAAGUAGGUAAAACCACUUGUACUUGGUGUGUGUAUGUGUGUACAUGCAUACAGACGUGUGAACCAUUUGGAGCAUGAAAGUGUUUUUCCACUGUUGGAUGACUCUUAAAGAAAUAUUUUUUUUUUAACAAAGGGAAUUAAAUCCAUUUCAAAAGCAGGUUUUUUGUCAAUUUAACUGUGUAAUUAGAUUUUUUUUUAUAAAGAACUGUUGAUGCUGAAUAUAAUAAAAUGUACUAUUGA